Molecule: messenger RNA, 1221 nt
Organism: Mya arenaria
Lineage: Eukaryota; Metazoa; Mollusca; Bivalvia; Myida; Myidae
Product: TNF receptor-associated factor 6-like
Exons: 8
Coding region: 1-1221 (406 amino acids)
Biological process (GO): tumor necrosis factor-mediated signaling pathway; regulation of apoptotic process; regulation of canonical NF-kappaB signal transduction
Cellular component (GO): plasma membrane signaling receptor complex
Molecular function (GO): protein binding; zinc ion binding
Source: RefSeq, a predicted model, not a curated record
AUGGCCAGCUCUCAGUCUGACACUGAUGGUGUACUAGGUUACGCAGCAAUAUUUGAUGGGGAAGCAGACAGGAAGUAUCUAUGUCCAAUAUGCCUCGUCGUGAUGCGGGAUGCCGUGCAGACAUCUUGUGGUCAUCGAUUCUGCAGGGUUUGCAUCCUUAAAGUUGCUGGUGGCAAUCCCCUCUGCAAAUGUCCAGUUGACAACACCUACUUUGACUUUGAUGAUGAGAUGUUUCCUGACAUUGCCAUACAACGAGAGAUUCUGUCGUUGCCGGUCAAGUGUAACCAGGUGGCUGAAGGAUGCCCCUGGGUAGGGGAAUUGAGAAAUCUCGAGACCCACCUUGAAGGUUGUGACUACAUUGAGAUAGAGUGUGAGUUUGGCUGUUCCCGAGGACGCUUGCUGCGGAGGGACAUAGAUCUGCACAAGGAGACGUGCGACAAGCGUCCCACCAUAUGUACACAUUGCAGUGAUCAGAUGCCAUACAGUGAAAUCACACGUCACCAGUUAUUGGAGUGUGACAAGCUGCCAUUGAAUUGUACGCAGUGCGGUCGAGCGGGGAUCAUGCGGGGUCGUAUACAGUGUCACCUUGACAACGACUGCGCUCAUGCCAUUGUUAAUUGUCAGUUCUGGAAGUAUGGCUGCAAGGUCAAGGAGAAACGAAUGAACAUAUUUGAACAUGACACACAGUCGGCCAGUAGGCAUAUCAAACUCCUGGAAAAGCAUGUAAGCAUGCAAGACCAAACUAUCGAGGACCUGAAGAACCGUAUGAAGUCCAUCUGCAGAACCGCUAUCGAUACAAAUUUUGAGAUGUCAGGUCGAUUGCAGUGGAAAAUCGAGGUUGUACCUGGGGAAAACAAGUAUCGAAGUCCUUCAUUUUAUACCGGUUACCCUGGAUACAAGCUUCACCUGUCUUUGGAAAAGAAGGGUCACAUUGAACAAGAUCAGGCCUAUGCAUCGCUGUUCGUAAUUCUUGAAUCAGGGCAGUUUGAUAAUGAUCUGUUUUUCCCGCUUAAUGCGGUUUGCAAGGUAAAAGUGCUGAGCGAAUUUGUCGAGCCUGUCGAAACCGUGAUUCAUUGUGAAAACAUCCCCAGGAGCUAUUAUGAACGAGAGAUCUCUAACUGCCAGCGAGGACGCCUUAGGUUUAUGCACACUAAUAAACUAUUCAGUGCCGACUAUUGUACCAAUGAUUGUAUUUACAUGGACAUUAAAAUGAAAAUGUGA